UGGGCACCUACAGUGCCAGGUCCUCUCCUCCUUCCCCAUGAAGUCCAUGGGAGGUCCUGAGGGGCAGGAGCUGCACAAGCUGGAUAAAGGAGCCUGGGACAACCCCGCCUACAGUAGUUCCCCUUCACCUCAUGGGACACCAAGGAUCUACACUGUCUCCAGUGUGGCAUCCCCCUCCAACGAGCCCCUACCCAAGAAGCCUGAAGAUGGAGUCCAGGAGAAGACACACAGCACCCUUGGGUCCAGCUGCUGCCUCCACAUCUGUCAUUGCAUCAGAGGACUCUGGGGAACAACCCUGACUGAGAACACAGCUGAGAACAGGGAACUUUAUGUGAAGACCACCCUGCGAGAGCUUCUGGUAUACAUAGUGUUCCUGGUAGACAUCUGUCUGUUGACCUAUGGAAUGACAAGUUCCAGUGCCUAUUACUACACCAAAGUGAUGUCUGAGCUCUUCCUACAUACCCCAUCAGAAACUGGAGUUUCCUUCCAGACCAUCAGCAGUAUGGCAGACUUCUGGGAUUUUGCCCAGGGCCCACUCCUGGACAGUUUGUACUGGACCAAGUGGUACAACAACCAGAGCCUGGGCCAUGGCUCACACUCAUUCAUCUACUAUGAGAACCUACUGCUGGGGGCCCCAAGGCUGCGGCAGCUGCGGGUACGCAAUGACUCUUGUGUGGUGCAUGAGGACUUCCGGGAGGACAUUUUCAGCUGCUAUGAUGUCUACUCUCCAGACAAAGAAGAGCAACUCCCCUUUGGAUCUGUCAACGGCACAGCGUGGACAUAUCACUCGCAGGAUGAGCUGGAGGGCUCCUCCCACUGGGGCAGACUCACAAGCUACAGUGGAGGCGGCUACUACCUGGACCUUCCAGGAUCCCGACAGGCCAGUGCAGAGGCACUCCGAGACCUUCAGGAGGGGCUGUGGCUGGACAGGGGCACUCGGGUGGUCUUCAUAGACUUCUCAGUCUACAAUGCCAACAUCAAUCUUUUCUGUGUUCUGAGGCUGGUAGUGGAGUUCCCAGCUACAGGAGGUGCCAUCCCAUCCUGGCAAAUCCGAACAGUUAAGCUGAUCCGCUAUGUCAGCAACUGGGACUUCUUCAUCAUUGGCUGUGAGAUCAUCUUCUGCAUCUUCAUCUUUUAUUAUGUGGUGGAGGAAGUCCUGGAGAUCCACAUGCACCGGCUUGGCUACCUCAGCAGCAUCUGGAACAUACUGGACCUGGUGGUCAUCCUGCUUUCCAUGCUGGCCGUGGGCUUCCACAUAUUCCGAACCCUCGAGGUGAAUCGGCUGAUGGGGAAGCUCUUAGAGCAGCCAAACACAUAUGCUGACUUCGAGUUCCUGGCUUUCUGGCAGACGCAGUACAACAACAUGAAUGCUGUCAACCUCUUCUUCGCCUGGAUCAAGAUAUUCAAGUACAUCAGCUUCAACAAAACUAUGACACAGCUCUCCUCUACACUGGCUCGCUGUGCCAAGGACAUCCUGGGCUUUGCCAUCAUGUUCUUCAUUGUCUUCUUUGCUUAUGCCCAGCUUGGUUACCUGCUUUUUGGAACGCAAGUGGAGAACUUUAGCACUUUCACCAAGUGCAUUUUUACUCAGUUCCGGAUAAUCCUUGGGGACUUUGACUACAAUGCUAUCAACAAUGCCAACCGAAUCCUGGGCCCUGUCUACUUCGUCACCUAUGUCUUCUUUGUCUUCUUUGUGCUCCUGAACAUGUUCCUGGCUAUCAUCAAUGACACAUACUCAGAGGUCAAGGAGGAAUUGGCUGGACAGAAGGAUGAGCUGCAGCUCUAUGACCUCCUGAAACAGGGCUACAAGAAGACUCUACUAAGGUUACGUCUAAAGAAGGAGCAGGUUUCAGAUGUGCAGAAGGUCCUUCAGGGUGGGAAGCAGGAGAUACAGUUUGAGGAUUUUACCAACACCUUGAGGGAACUGGGGCAUGAGGAGCAUGAGAUCACUGAGCUCACGGCUGCCUUCACCCGGUUUGAUCAGGAUGGGAAUCACAUUCUGGAUGAGAAGGAGCAGGAGCAAAUGCGACAAGAUCUAGAGGAAGAAAGGGUGGCCCUCAAUGCUGAGAUUGAGAACCUGGGUCGGUCCAUUGUACAUAGCCCAGCUGGUGAAUUGGGUACAGAGGCUGCCACAUCAGAAGGCUGGGUUUCUGGAGAAGAAUUCUACACGCUCACAAGAAGAGUCCUACAACUAGAGACUGCUCUGGAAGGAGUUAUAUCUCAAAUUGAUGCUGUGGAUUCAAAGCUGAAGAUGUUGGAGAGGAAAGGACAGCCAGCUUCCUCCCCAGGAGAGCAGGAGGAACAGCGGUUUGGGAACACUUGCAUCCAGCUGUAGUUGAAUUCCAGCUCCCUAGGGAGUCCGGGUGGGCACAAGAGUGGUG
This is a messenger RNA of Dipodomys ordii (Ord's kangaroo rat), 2381 nucleotides long. RefSeq names its product polycystic kidney disease 2-like 1 (gene Pkd2l1). The coding region runs from base 38 to 2335 and encodes 765 amino acids. Gene Ontology annotation, cellular component: membrane. The record is from RefSeq and is a predicted model, not a curated record. Gene Ontology annotation, molecular function: sodium channel activity; muscle alpha-actinin binding; calcium channel activity. The transcript has 15 exons. NCBI's taxonomy places the organism in Eukaryota, Metazoa, Chordata, Mammalia, Rodentia, Heteromyidae. Gene Ontology annotation, biological process: detection of mechanical stimulus; potassium ion transmembrane transport.